Molecule: messenger RNA, 1353 nt
Organism: Geosmithia morbida
Lineage: Eukaryota; Fungi; Ascomycota; Sordariomycetes; Hypocreales; Bionectriaceae
Product: Pfam:DUF3468
Exons: 1
Coding region: 1-1353 (450 amino acids)
Biological process (GO): positive regulation of transcription by RNA polymerase II
Cellular component (GO): nucleus
Molecular function (GO): transcription cis-regulatory region binding; DNA-binding transcription factor activity, RNA polymerase II-specific; zinc ion binding
Source: RefSeq, a predicted model, not a curated record
AUGGCGCGUGUUCGGGUCGUCGAAGGCUCCUGCUGGCCGUGCAAAAAACGUCGGACCCGCUGCGACCUUGUCAAGCCUGUCUGCCAGCGUUGUGUCAAGAUUGGUGCAAAGUGCGACUAUAACUCACGGCUGAUUCGAUGGAGUUCGCGACCGAGUGUUCGCCAUGUGCCGUCUCCCUACCAGGUUCCCGGGCUGGGACAGGAUGGACUGAUUUUUAGUGAGAAGCUUGCUCUCGAUUACUUCCACUGUCGAGUCUGGCCGCUGCUUCAGACAUCAGAGUCUCCAUGUCCGCCGCCGCUUCCCGUUGCCCUCGAGUACCGCGUGGUGUUGCUGUCAGCAUGUGUUCUCGCGGGCUCUCAUCGCCUAUCGCAGAAUGGCGAGGUCGACCGCCAUCGGUUCAAUGCUAAGAGACUCGAGUGCCUUACGGCAAUCAAGUCGGAAGUUGAUGGAUGUUGCGACGGCAGCCGCUCCGGCUCCCUCCUCGUCCUUCUAUUUGCAGUUCUCCUUCUGUACCUCCACGACGGCUUCAUGGACCCAAAUCAAGAGGGAUCGUCCACAGCCAGCCACCACCGAGGCGUCGCAGCAAUUCUAUCAGAACUGGGCGAGGUAGACAGAGUUCUUGUCUCGGCCCCAGAGUCCCUUCAAAUGCUACUCUCCGAGUUCGUGUCGGCCGAUCUUACGACUGCGCUCCUUCAUGGAAAGGCACCUCUAUACCCCCCAUCGAUAUGGCACACUGUUGACCAAGGGGCAGUUUGGUGGGCUCGAGAUCCCUGGAAUAGACAGUCGAUCGCUUCUGUCCUGCGCGAACUGUCUGCCCUUGCCUUCUACUAUUCUUCCAUUCGGGACGGGUCUGCACACCUAUCCAUGGACGAGGUGCGCGCCUUCGAAGAGGUGCUUCGCCCUGCUUACGCUUCGCUUGCUAAGCAUACCGACAGCGAGGAUAAGGCCUUAGUCAAAAGAAAUAUCGAAGCGGUCCACGCCUUUGCUUUGAUCCGAGCCUUUCAACAUACAGGCCUGAUAUAUUUGUACCGGGCAAUAUGCGGGCUCCCUAUUCUUCACCCUCUUGUCCAGCAACACGUGCGGUCUUGCCUUGACUGCAUACUGGAGAUACCGAGGCCAAAUAAGGUCCUGAACUGCGCCAUAUUUCCGUUAUGCGUGGCAGGCGCACAUGCGCACCUCAGAGAACAACAAGAGGUAUUCCUGGAGCUACUGGGCUUCCUAUAUGAUAACAUGAGAUUUGCCUCGGUGCGGUCUGUCACUAGAGCCCUUGAAAGUAUAUGGGGUUCGCAAAAUUUAAUGGCGACAUGGGCGGAAAUGUUUUUUGAUCUGAGCCACCACGUAAUUGUUCUAUAG